AUGUCCGUUACAAUCAAAUCAACAAGUAAAUGUUUUGGUGGCUUAAUUUUGGAGUGUACUCACACUGCUUCUACUGUUCAAUGCCAAAUGAAUUUUCAUAUUUAUAAACCACCAAAGGCAUGUUUGGGUGAAAAGGUUCCUAUUGUUGUCUUCUUGUCUGGAUUGACUUGUAAUGAUACUAAUUUUAUUUUCAAAGCUGGAGCCAUGUCCAUUGCUUCACAAUUGGGAUUAGCACUUGUAUGUCCAGAUACAAGUCCAAGAGGUUCUGAUGUUGCUUCAUCGGAUAGUUGGGAUUUUGGUCAAGGUGCAGGAUUUUAUUUAAAUGCUACACAAGAACCAUGGGCUAAACAUUUUAGAAUGUAUGAUUACAUUGUCAAGGAGUUGCCUUCUGUUUUGAUUGAAAAUUUUGCAAAGGGUGAAAAUGCUUGGCUCUUAUUGGAUAAGGAAGAUCAAUUACGUCAAAGUAUUUUCGGUCAUAGUAUGGGAGGAUUGGGAGCUUUAGUUGUUUAUUUACGUAAUUUGGAAUUGUAUCAUAGUUGUUCUGCCUUUGCUCCAAUUAGUAAUCCAACAGAUGCUGAAUGUGCAUGGGGACAAAAGGCUCUCAAGGGUUAUUUGGGAGACUCAGAAGAAGCUCGUUCUACAUUGUGGGUUCAACAUGAUCCAAGUGUACUUUUGAGUAAUUUGACAAAUGUUAGUUUGGUGAAGGAAAUCUUGGUUGACCAAGGUAGUGAAGACAAAUUCUUACACUCUAAACAAUUGCAAGUUGACAAGUUGGAAUCUGCUGCCAAGAAGGUUGGAGCUUCACUCACCUUAAGAAUGCAAGAAGGUUAUGAUCACAGUUAUUACUUUAUUCAAUCCUUUGUUAAGGAUCACCUUGAACAUCAUGCUAAAUUUUUGAAUUAA
This is a messenger RNA of Naegleria gruberi, 903 nucleotides long. RefSeq lists its product as uncharacterized. Bases 1 to 903 code for a protein of 300 amino acids. NCBI's taxonomy places the organism in Eukaryota, Heterolobosea, Eutetramitea, Acrasida, Naegleriidae. Gene Ontology annotation, cellular component: cytosol. The transcript is spliced from 3 exons. The record is from RefSeq and is a predicted model, not a curated record. Gene Ontology annotation, molecular function: S-formylglutathione hydrolase activity. Gene Ontology annotation, biological process: formaldehyde catabolic process.